AUGGGUUUCGAGGACCUCUACGAGGAGGAGGUGGUGGUGAUGGGGUAUAAAGAAGCAGUAGCUGGUGCCGUCGCUCCUGGGCUAGCUGUUCCAGUUGUUGUUUUACCUGUUGCAAAUACUGCUGGUAUUGCUCUGUUUGCUGUUGGUCCUGUUCUAUUAGCUGUUGCUCUUGCGCAACCUGUUGCUCUGGUGGUAGCAGAGACAGAUCGUACAGUCGCUGUUGCCACUGUAGACCAACCUGCUCAAACUGUUGCGUUCGCUGUGACAUCUGCCGUACUAUUUCUUGUUGCUGUUGCAGCCGCUCUAUUAUUUGCUGAUACGCUUGUGGAACGGAAGAGCUUGGUGGUAGGCGUCGGGGAGGCGGACGAGGCCGUGGCGGCUGUUGCCGCGGUCGCCCAGAGGAAGGGGGGCCUUGUGGUGGAGGCUGAGAACGACGAGAUUGUGGCUGCUGCUGCUGCUGCUGCUGCUGCCGUCCAGAGGAAGAAGGGCCUUGUGGUGGAGGCUGAGAAGGGUCACGAUCCAUUAUGUCGCAGACGUAAAACAAGCACAAAGACAGUUGAGUGA
This is a messenger RNA of Endocarpon pusillum Z07020, 564 nucleotides long. RefSeq lists its product as uncharacterized. The transcript has a single exon. NCBI's taxonomy places the organism in Eukaryota, Fungi, Ascomycota, Eurotiomycetes, Verrucariales, Verrucariaceae. The coding region runs from base 1 to 564 and encodes 187 amino acids. The record is from RefSeq and is a predicted model, not a curated record.